Pocillopora damicornis (cauliflower coral) is the source of this 2475-nucleotide messenger RNA. RefSeq names its product tachykinin-like peptides receptor 99D. Gene Ontology annotation, biological process: G protein-coupled receptor signaling pathway. Gene Ontology annotation, molecular function: G protein-coupled receptor activity. Gene Ontology annotation, cellular component: membrane. The record is from RefSeq and is a predicted model, not a curated record. NCBI's taxonomy places the organism in Eukaryota, Metazoa, Cnidaria, Anthozoa, Scleractinia, Pocilloporidae.
AGCAAUAUUAAACCACGCUGGCCCAGUUUAACUUCAAGUUGGUUUGAAUGGGGCCAGCGAGGCCUGUUUAAUCAUUCUCCCACACAGUCAACUCCUUAUUAAAAAGCCUGCGUAAUGACGAUGACAACGGUGCUAUUUGCCGUCGUCUUUCUUAUAUUUCUAUGGAAAUUUCAAUAACUCUCAAAGAGCAUCCUGGGAAGUAACGAGCCAUCUUGGCAGAAAAAAAAAGGCAAACUUAAUUUGACCGAGCUGCAUUGGUUAAUUUUGUCCUCAACCACUCUUGGACAAUCAGGUGAACGUGGGGUAAAAAGAAACGGAUCGAAGAACGUAGCAACGUAACGUGGGAGGAAAACCAAGAAUCAAAGAGCGAAGGAGUCAGUGAAUAGCAGCAUGUGCUUAACAAGAUUGACAAACGACUUUCUCAAUAUGAUCCUCAUCAUUUUCAAAUCAAUAUUAAUAGUUUCUAUCAUGCCGGAAGUCCGUGAGGCUGAAUAUUCAGUGGAUUUCCAUCACUGCAUGCAGCUAAGACGAAGACUUUUCGCUUCACAAAAUGAAAGGGAAAAAUAUAAGAUACCUCGUUGUAAGCAAGUAAUGUAAGAUUAUUUGGUGGCAAUGCUUUUCAAAAUCGGUAAUGGUAGUUAAUAUAAUCUUUAGCGAAAUCAGAAAAAUCGAUGAAGACGUCACAUCAAAAAGUAUGCAUUAACUUCAGAAUUUUAUCGGAAAUGAGAUAUAAAAGUCAUAAGGCAUACCAUUUCCUGAUCAUUUUUCAAACCUACCACUAGCAAAGAAAAAGAUGAUCGAUAAACGUCAAUAACGUACUUGAGCCACUCAAGAACGGAAAGAGAGCAGCUGCGUUCAUAUGCUAAUCUAUUUACGACUUUGCAGAAUACCGUCGUGUCUUGCUAGAGAACAGAAGCGUGCUAUACUGAUCAAAAAUUCUUCUUGGUAAAGGACUUCAACCACGAACAGAAUCCUUAUAACUUCUCUUCAUUGCCUGAAUUUCCUUUGGAUGAUCUUGCAUAAUUGUCACAGUGAUGAAAUAUUAAUAUUGACGUAGUAUACAAUUCAAAAGCAACUCCAACUCAGUAAGCAAAAGACAGAACUAGCGAACUUGUGGUAAGGUUUUUUCCUGAACCGUUCCUCUUUAAACUAUCCUAUGGCAUUUAACAACACGGUACCUUUUGACAACAGUUCAAUUUCUUUGUCCGAUCACGAUGUGGCUUUCGCAGUCUUGUACUCCCUGAUCAUUGCCAUCGGCAUGCCCGCUAACUGUGUUAUAAUCACCAUUGUUCGAAAGACACCUUCAAUGCACACCACAACAAACUAUCUCCUGCUAAAUUUGGCCAUCGCCGAUCUACUGACUUUGAUUCUAUGCCCUGGUAGCUACGACUAUCUUCUUACCAAAGUGCAUUUUGAUAAAACAAUUGGAGAUUUUGUCUGUAAAGUCUUCGCGGGAAAUGCAUUUGUUCCGAUGACGAUGAACGCUGCCGCCUUGACAGUUAGCACAAUAGCUGUGGAAAGAUACUUGGCGCUUGUCAGACCCUUCGAAAUUGGUUUAAGACUAACUAAAAACCGACUUCCUUACGUGGUUGCCUUAUUGUGGAUACUGUCCGUCUCAUCCUGCGUUCCUGACUUAUUAUCAAAUACUGUGGACUCAAAUCCUCACUCAGGCUAUCCGUGCAAACGACCUUGGAGAAUUGACGAAUAUUAUCAUCACGAAGGCUUUAUAACGUUUACUUCUAUUGUCUUUGGAAUUUUUCCAACCAUCCUUGUAAUUUUCUGCUAUUUCGAACUUUUCCGUGGAUUUUUCAUCACGCAUACAAUAUGUGCAGCAGCUUUGCAAGGUUCGGGCAGUCAAGCGUUGGCAGAACGACGCUCAAAAAGGCAGCUCUUUAAGCUUAUUUUGUGGGUUAUGCUCCUAUUUUGCGUUUGCACUCUGCCAUUUUCUUUAUUCUUUAUAUAUCUAACCACUAUCGACAAAGAGACCGCAGCAAUUGACCGCCCUCGCCUGUUUUUAAUUCAUAAAACCGUUCGGUUUCUUCUGAUCGCCAAUUCAUUUUGCAACCCUCUGAUUUACGCGUUUCAAAGCUCAAACUAUCGACAGGGAUUCAAACGAAUUUUCUCUUGUAAACUGUUUCCCCAAAGAAAUGCAAGACAACACAAAGAUGACAACAUAGAUAAAUAAUGCCAACUUUGCCAAGGUCGAUUUUUUUUUAAACAGUUUUAAUGAAAAACAUCACCUAAAUGAAUGACAAAGAUGAAAGGUAGUUUUGAUCUUGACAGGUGCUCUUUAGAUAAAAACAGACAUCUGGAGGAAGAAGAGGAUUUCUGACCAUUGCAGUAACAUAUAGUGAAAAAGAAGUCUUUCGAUUUCGCUAUGUUUUUUUUUUUUUAAAGGCAUUUAAAUUUAGUUAAAUUUCGUCAUUUUGCCCCCGGCAUGACAUCGCCAAACCCAGGGUAGCACACUAGCUAGGA